AUGAGGGAUAUUGGUCUGUAGUUCUCUUUUUUUAGUUGUAUCGUUGUGGCUCAGCUUCUGGUGGCAGCUGGAUGGCAGAGGGCGGUGGGUGGAAAUGUGUCCAGACUCAGGAACUACAUCGUGCAAUACAGCCUGUUCCCACCUCAAAUGUCUUUGCUGCGUUACCACGAAAAGAGGGUGCAGGUCCUUUUGGACCUGCGCAGCUGCGCCGUGGGUCCUGCGCGGCGCGCCUCUGGUCUGGGACAUCCCCACAAGCGUUUCCACUCCGUCGGCAUCGCUGUGGUAGUUGUGACCAGUGGGAAGAUUGGGUCUCCCAGGCAGAACCUUUUUGGGCAUCCCAGAAUCUCUGGCAUCCUGGAAAGAGAAGCGGCUGGAUCUCCCAGCACUGGGGUUGGAGCAGACUGCUGUUCGGUACUUAGGGAUUCUCUGGAGAAGAUUUUUUUGAAGGUGGGGAGUGGGCGUGGGGGAGAACCACAGUCCCUUUUAGUUACCGGGUUUAGCAAACAGAACCUUUGCGGGGGGGAGGGAUGCUUUUCAAAUUCCGUGGCAUUUCCUGGAGUGGAAUCUUCGGAAGCAACAAGUUUCGCUUUUCUGGUCUUGGUGACCCUGCGGAGGGGUCUGUGCCCUGAGACACGGCGACGGCUGAGGCCGCUAUGUGUCCCAGCAGCCCGGAGAGGGGGACCCACGCCUAGUGGGGGAAGGACGGGUCAGGUGCGGGACAGAACUGGGCGCAUCCAGACAGAACCAGGCCGGAGCAAGAAAAGAGACGCCGCAGCGCCGGUGGCCCGGCUGGCGUCGCACUGGGACCUGCCGAUGCUGUCUGCAGGAGCGCUGGCCGCCGGCUUCCAGCACAAGGACACGGAAUACUCUCACCUCACACGCGUAGCUCCUGCCUACGCCAAGAUGGGCGAGAUGAUGCUCGCCCUGUUCCGCCACCACCACUGGAGCCGCGCUGCCCUGGUCUACAGCGACGACAAACUCGAGAGAAAUUGCUACUUCACCCUCGAGGGGGUCCACGAGGUUUUUCAGGAGGAGGGUUUGCACACUUCUGCCUACAAUUUCGACGAGACCAAAGAGUUGGACCUGGACGACAUCGUGCACUACAUCCAGAGCAGUGAGCGAGUGGUUAUCAUGUGUGCCAGUGGUGACACUAUUCGGAGCAUCAUGUUGGCGGUGCACAGACAUGGCAUGACCAGUGGAGACUACGCCUUCUUCAAUAUUGAACUCUUCAACAGUUCUUCCUAUGGAGAUGGCUCAUGGAAGAGAGGAGACAAACACGACUUUGAAGCUAAGCAAGCAUACUCAUCCCUCCAAACAGUCACCCUACUGAGGACCGUGAAACCUGAGUUUGAGAAGUUUUCCAUGGAGGUGAAAAGUUCUGUUGAGAAACAAGGGCUCAAUGAGGAGGAUUACGUGAACAUGUUUGUUGAAGGGUUCCAUGAUGCCAUCCUCCUCUACGUUCUGGCUUUACACGAAGUACUCAGAGCUGGCUACAGCAAGAAGGAUGGGGGGAAAAUCAUCCAGCAGACCUGGAACAGGACCUUUGAAGGUAUUGCUGGGCAGGUGUCUAUAGAUGCCAACGGAGAUCGGUAUGGGGACUUUUCUGUGGUUGCCAUGACUGACACCGAAGCAGGCACCCAGGAAGUUAUUGGUGAUUACUUUGGAAAAGAAGGCCGGUUCAAAAUGCGAUCCAAUGUCAAAUACCCUUGGGGCCCUUUGAAACUGAGAAUAGAUGAAACCAGAAUUGCGGAGCAUACCAAUAGCUCUCCUUGCAAAUCAUGUGGCCUAGAAGAAUCAGCAGUGACAGGAAUCGUGGUAGGGGCCCUACUUGGUGCUGGUUUGCUAAUGGCCUUCUACUUUUUCAGGAAGAAAUACAGAAUAACCAUUGAGAGGCGAAAUCAGCAAGAAGAAAGGAACAUCGGGAAACAUCGGGAGCUGCGCGAAGACUCCAUCAGAUCUCACUUUUCGGUGGCUUAAAGGCCCUCACCCCUUUGUCUGCUUGAGAGAUAGUCGCAAGGAAGGACAUCAGUGGGACAGAAGGGGCGUUUGUGGAGAAUUCUUUGUUUUAAGCAGUAGUCAUUUCACUUUAAAUUUCCUUUAGAA
This is a messenger RNA of Cricetulus griseus (Chinese hamster), 2103 nucleotides long. The record is from RefSeq and is a predicted model, not a curated record. NCBI's taxonomy places the organism in Eukaryota, Metazoa, Chordata, Mammalia, Rodentia, Cricetidae.